Talaromyces stipitatus ATCC 10500 is the source of this 1174-nucleotide messenger RNA. RefSeq lists its product as uncharacterized. Gene Ontology annotation, biological process: secondary metabolic process. The transcript has 2 exons. Lineage: Eukaryota; Fungi; Ascomycota; Eurotiomycetes; Eurotiales; Trichocomaceae. The record is from RefSeq and is a predicted model, not a curated record. The coding region runs from base 1 to 1014 and encodes 337 amino acids.
AUGGUUGCUCUUUCGGAGAUAAUUGCGCACAACGAAUCCCUCAGACAACACCCCUCGGGAUUGGUAGCUCUCUUCGUCGGGGCGACAAGUGGGAUAGGGAUAGCCACCCUUCGGGUUCUGGCUAAAAGUCUACCUGAUUCGAGGCUUUAUGUCGUUGGCAGGUCAAAGGAAAGAUUUACGUCCGAGUUAUCCGAACUAGAACGACUCAGCGACUCUACAGAAAUUAUAUUCAUCGAGACCGAGAUAUCUCUGAUAAGAAAUACUAAUAAAAUUGUGGCUUGUCUGUCAAGCCGUGAAUCCAAGCUGGAUUUAUUGUAUAUGAGCCCGGGGAAUUUGGCCUUUGGCGGCCCUCAUUAUACCGAUGAAGGUCUGGACCUCUGCACCAGUUUAUCCUACUACACACGCAUGCACUUGGUUCAGCGUCUGACAACGCUGAUGCUUUCGAGCCCCAAUCCUCGGGUGCUGUCCGUCCUAGCUGGUGGCCACGAGAGGAGCCUUUUCACAACGGACCGUGACCUUGGCUUGCGAGAUCCCAGUAACUACAAUGCUCUUCGCGUUGUUGACCAGUUGACAACGCUUCAUUCCCUAGCCUUUGCUCAUCUUGCAUCUCUAUACUCCAAAAUAUCUUUCUUGCAUGUUCAUCCAGGAUGGGUCGCGACAGGGUUCCUUUCGAAUCUCCUUGGGUCAGGAGGCAUAACGGGAAAAUUACUUGGGAGAGUCGUUUCUCCCUUGUAUCGACUCAUCGCAACCACUGUAGAAGAGAGCGGAGCACGGCAAGCUUUUCAUGCUACAUCUGCCAUGUAUCCGAGUCGAGAAUAUAUCCGUACUGCAAGGAACGAUGUCAAUAAUAGUGCGGUCUGCCAUGCGAUGUAUAGUGGGUUUUAUCUCGUAGGACAAGAUGGAAGCACUGCGGGUGCUAACAAGUUUUUGAAUGGGCUGUUAGCCAAUGGAUGGGCUGGGGAGGUAUGGAAGCACACUGAGAAUGUGUUUCAAGAGGUUCUUACGAAAGGGUGACUGGUUAUGGCUAAACUACAACGAAUCAUUAUGUUUUCAGUCAUUCAAUGUUCCUUUCUAUGAUCUCACCAACAACUCUCUUUGGAGCGGUGCUACUGCAAACAGACAAUCUGGUCUUUAUUUAUCUUUAUAUAGAUACUUUCAAGUAGCGAGACUUUCG